GUAAUCCAUCUGCUUCUAAUUCAUCUUUCUCUUUCUUUUUCGUCCCUCAAACGCAAUCUUCAUUAUUCCCACAACCCCAACUAGACGCAACAGCUUUCGCGUUUCUCAUUCUUUCGCUGUUCCCUUCGUUCUGAGUAUUCUUCGACGCUUCCUUCUCCGGCCAUCGUAAGAGAUGGCGUCGUCUAUGAGCAUUGCCUGCGGCGGAAACAACGGCGUCGCUGCCAAUCUUGGAAUUCACGAGCGGUGUGGUGUAGCACGUGCGCCGCCGUCCUCCGUGGCGAUCGGGAAUUCGACGGUGAGGAAGGUGAGGAUUACGGCUGCGAUGCCGACGGCGAGGGGACUGGAGAACCGGACGCGCUUGGAAUUGUUGGGGAAGAGGGAGGGAGGGGCGAAGGAUGCGGUUGAGGGGCAAGAGAGGUUGGACAAGUGGAUGAAAGAGUCGGUGGUGGAGAUUGUAAAGAAUUUGAAGGAAGCGCCGUUGCUUGUGCAGGUUUAUCCAAAGAGGAACAGCGAAACGGCGGCGUUGACGACGGAGAGGAAGGUGGUGGUGGAGGAUUGGCCUGCGGUGAAGGAGAGGUGGGAAGCAGGUGAGACGCCGGUGCCGGAGGGAGUUAUAUUUGUGGAGGAGUUGAGCGGCGAUGAGGCGGAGGACGGCGGAGAGGAGAGGACGACGAGGGCUUGGGGGAUUGUGGUUCAGGGGAAGGGUGUUGGGUGCGGUCCGGUUUGUUAUUUGUUGAAGACGACGAGGGUCGGGUCAGGACCCGGUUCUGGAAUGGGGAUUUGUUCGACCCACUUUUGCUUGAUGAAAGUGAAGAAUUUCAGGGAAACGGUGCAGUCGCAGCUCCAGAAUUGUUGGUUGUUGCAAAGUCAUUGGCAGUGAAAUUGAAUUGUACAUUUUUUAUUGAAUAAUUAAUUUUUUCCGCGGUUAUGGCAAUUAUAGCAAAGCUGACUGUGGAUUUGUACAAAGUGAAGCUUUUAGCUAAGUGGAUCUACAAACUGUGAAAUAGUAGUGAUUAUUAUUUUGCAUUAUUUGGAAGACUA
Messenger RNA from Abrus precatorius (Indian licorice), 1041 nucleotides. RefSeq lists its product as uncharacterized. NCBI's taxonomy places the organism in Eukaryota, Viridiplantae, Streptophyta, Magnoliopsida, Fabales, Fabaceae. Bases 173 to 880 code for a protein of 235 amino acids. The transcript has a single exon. The record is from RefSeq and is a predicted model, not a curated record.